GUCAGGGAGAGAUGUGCGCUCCAGCCCCUGCAAGAGCCGCUGCUGCCUCCCCUGGGACAGCUGGCUGGCUGACAGGCUUGUCCAGAAGCAGCGGGACAGAGGCUUGGCGGUGAGCACUGUGUGUGGAGACACCUGAGAGGAUCCGGGCCGCAGGUUCACGGGUGAGGAAACUGGGCAGCGAACCCAAACCCCUUCAGUCAUAUCAACAUCAGAAGCCGAGCGAGGACUGGAACUCACUACCCUGGAGCUUUUUGCUACUAGAGCCCAGCUGCUGUAAUUUUCUUGAGGGUGGAUGAUGUAGAGAAGAAAGCAUUAACAAAGAGACCUGGAUUUUGGAGUGGGCAGUCACAGGGCUGGGUCUGGUUUUACAAAGCAGAUUUGAACAUGGAAUUCAAUCCUUCAGACCAUCCUCGGGCCAGCACAAUAUUCCUCAGUAAAUCUCAGACGGACGUGAGAGAAAAACGCAAGAGUCUCUUCAUUAACCAUCAUCCUCCAGGACAAAUAGCGAGGAAAUACAGCUCCUGCUCCACUAUUUUCCUAGAUGAUAGCACAGUCAGUCAACCAAACCUCAAGUAUACAAUUAAAUGUGUAGCUCUCGCAAUAUAUUACCACAUCAAAAACAGGGACCCAGAUGGAAGGAUGCUCUUAGAUAUUUUUGAUGAAAACCUUCACCCUCUUUCGAAAUCCGAAGUGCCACCAGAUUAUGAUAAACACAACCCAGAGCAGAAGCAGAUUUACCGGUUUGUUCGGACACUGUUCAGUGCUGCUCAGCUGACGGCCGAAUGUGCCAUUGUCACCCUGGUAUACCUUGAAAGACUUUUAACGUAUGCAGAGAUAGACAUCUGUCCGGCCAACUGGAAGCGGAUUGUUCUAGGGGCGAUCCUGCUGGCCUCCAAGGUUUGGGAUGACCAGGCUGUGUGGAAUGUGGACUACUGUCAGAUCCUGAAAGACAUCACGGUGGAGGACAUGAAUGAGCUGGAGCGACAGUUUCUGGAAUUGCUGCAGUUCAACAUCAACGUUCCUUCCAGUGUUUAUGCCAAGUAUUAUUUUGAUCUUCGUUCUCUGGCAGAAGCAAACAACCUGAGCUUUCCCUUGGAGCCCCUGAGCAGGGAGAGGGCUCACAAGCUUGAGGCCAUCUCUCGCCUCUGCGAGGACAAGUACAAGGACCUGCGUCGACCCACGAGGAAGCGGUCAGCGAGUGCUGACAAUCUGACUCUGCCCAGGUGGUCCCCGGCCAUCAUCUCCUAACCGUGGGGGCCCCGCUGGAGGCCGCACCAUCCCUCUGUUUCUCCUUUAGUUUGAGAAAAGACAGACUUGGGGUGGUUUUUGUUUUCCUUUCCUUUUCUUUUUUAAUUCAUAGCUCUGUCAGGCUGCCUUGAUGACCGCCUCCAAGCUGUGUGGCCCACAUGCAGCAAGGCCUCCAGGGAAGCGAAUCAGUAUUCUGGAAAUCCCGUUUCAUGCCCUUCCCCAUCGUCAUUAACAGCACUUCCCUCAAGGAGGAAAAAGACUCUAAUCCUGGAGAAGGAAACAAAGGGAAAGGGAAGUCGUGUAGAGGCAGGGAAAAGGUGAAAUGGCUCGGCCAUUUCUUAAGUACCCGUCUGGUCAGUAGAUGAAUAUGAUGGAAAAACCCAGCAGUAGGUAACAAAGUCGGAUGUGCAUUAAAGACAAGAGUGUGCGCUUAUCCACCUCCAUCUGGAUCAGUAUGUUCUAUAAGACUUCUUGCAUUCCUUCUAGCUGCUUUUUUGGGAUUUGGGGGAAUUUUUGUUUUGGUUUUGUUUCUGUUUUGGUUUUGGUUCCACAGAGCAGAGAAUAUAGUUUGUACCCACCAUGGCACAGACAUCCAAAUAAAUAGUACUGGUUGUUUCUCUCUGCACUA
This is a messenger RNA of Lutra lutra (Eurasian river otter), 1876 nucleotides long. It is a transcript of the gene CCNY, whose product is annotated as cyclin Y. The transcript has 12 exons. Lineage: Eukaryota; Metazoa; Chordata; Mammalia; Carnivora; Mustelidae. Gene Ontology annotation, cellular component: cytoplasmic cyclin-dependent protein kinase holoenzyme complex; plasma membrane. The record is from RefSeq and is a predicted model, not a curated record. The coding region runs from base 385 to 1248 and encodes 287 amino acids. Gene Ontology annotation, molecular function: protein kinase binding; cyclin-dependent protein serine/threonine kinase activator activity. Gene Ontology annotation, biological process: regulation of cyclin-dependent protein serine/threonine kinase activity; regulation of canonical Wnt signaling pathway.